This is a messenger RNA of Physella acuta, 1514 nucleotides long. Its product is annotated as tRNA (adenine(58)-N(1))-methyltransferase catalytic subunit TRMT61A. Gene Ontology annotation, biological process: tRNA methylation. Lineage: Eukaryota; Metazoa; Mollusca; Gastropoda; Physidae. Gene Ontology annotation, cellular component: nucleus; tRNA (m1A) methyltransferase complex. The record is from RefSeq and is a predicted model, not a curated record. Gene Ontology annotation, molecular function: tRNA (adenine(58)-N1)-methyltransferase activity.
AUACGCUGGCCCAUGUUUCCUGUACCAGUUUUUUCAACACAGUUCAAUAAUCAUAACUAUUAACUAGUCUAGAUCUAGAUCUAAUAAUCCAAGACCGUGUCUUAUAGAUCUAUGAUAGAUCUAAUUAAACUAGACUAGAGAUGAGUUUUGACGCCACAAAAGAAUUCGCAGAUUAUGGGGAUACAGUUAUAUUGUAUACAGGAUACGACAGAAUGCUUUCCUUUAUUUUGGAAGACGGAAAGACUCACCAGACGAAGUAUGGGGCAGUAAAACAUGCUUCGUUGGUAGGAAAACGAUAUGGAACUCGAGUUCAGUGUGCUAAUGGUUGGAUUUACAUGCUCCAUCCUACUCCAGAGCUAUGGACUCUUUGUCUCCCUCAUAGAACCCAAAUUCUAUAUACUACAGACAUCAGCAUGGUGAUAUUCAAUUUGGAUUUACGUCCUGGGUGCAAGGUAGCAGAAGCAGGCACUGGCAGUGGAUCCUUAUCUCAUGCUCUUAUUCGAUCAAUUUUACCAACUGGCCACCUCUACACAUUUGAAUAUCAUCAAGAAAGAAGUGAAAAAGCUCGAGAGGAAUUCUCCCAACAUCACCUGUCAGAUUAUGUGACAGUUACUCAUAGAGAUGUUUGUGGUGAAGGUUUCCAGUUAGACCACUGUGUUGAUGCAGUCUUCUUGGAUUUGCCAAAGCCAUGGGAGUGCAUAAAAAGUGCUAAAGAUGCUAUCAAGAAAGAAGGAGGAAGAAUCUGUACAUUCUCUCCAUGUAUAGAGCAAGUCCAGCGUAGUUGUGAAGAAUUAAUCAGAAAUGGUUUUACAGACCUUACAACUGUUGAAUGUCUCACCAGAAAGUUUAAUGUCCAGAAUGCAAAACUCCCGAACAUUUUAUUGGAGGAUCCUCUGCCUGCAGCUGAGCAACACUCCUGUGAUGUCUCUGACGUUAAAAAAAUGAAAGCAGAAAUCACUGCAUCACCCAGUGACUCUAAGUCUGAGAAAACAAAUGGGAGCUUAAAAACUCAUUGUUUUUCUGCUGCUGCUCCCGUUAUUACAAUGCCAGGUCAUACAGGGUUUCUGACAUUUGCCUCAGUUUUCCCUGUGUAAUCACAUGUUGAAUGUUGACAAUGUAACUUCAUUGACAGUGCUUUUACUUUAAUAAAUUUAACUUUUAAUGUUUUAUUUGUAUUCCUUCUAUCUGUGCAUUAAUUUUACAAUUGUUUAUUUUUAAAAUAAUCAUUGGAGUUAAAAUAAAGUUAAUGAUUGUUUAUGUUAUAAGUUGUUAAUCAGGCAGCAUACAAAGAUAACUUUGAAAGCGUGAAUAUAUCUAUCAGUAUUUAGCAUCUGCUGCUUUGAAAAUUAUGAAGCCUAAUGUGACUUUUCUUUCAAUGGAGUUGAUCAACAUUAAUGUCUUUUUUUAACAGUACACUAACUUGUAUCAACUUGGGAGUUUAAAAACCCAAUUAACUACAAUUAACAUUUAUCAUAAAGCUUUAGAUUACAAAUACUCAAAAAGGAAAAAAAAAC